Molecule: messenger RNA, 1083 nt
Organism: Kuraishia capsulata CBS 1993
Lineage: Eukaryota; Fungi; Ascomycota; Pichiomycetes; Pichiales; Pichiaceae
Exons: 1
Coding region: 1-1083 (360 amino acids)
Biological process (GO): transcription elongation by RNA polymerase II; positive regulation of transcription elongation by RNA polymerase II
Cellular component (GO): Cdc73/Paf1 complex
Molecular function (GO): RNA polymerase II complex binding
Source: RefSeq, a predicted model, not a curated record
AUGUCGUCGUCUAUUUUAAAGCUACGAGAGUUCAUUAGCAAGAAGAAACGGGACCAGGUAAAGCUGGAACCCGUGGAUGAUAUAGCGGAUGCAACCGAACUUCGUGUUGGAGACGAGGUGUUUGGCUUGGACGAACCCACCCAGUUCGUCACUGAGGAUAAGGCCUCGGGCGAAUCUACGGAUCAUUUGCUGAGGACUGUGUACCAUUGUUUGGUGUGCCAGGCUCUCAGUACAACAGACUAUGUGUCGCAAUGUGAAUCGAAGAAAAUACCGAUUAUCAGCUUUUUGGAGAGAACGGAGCUGAUCUCGUGGUUAACAGGAUCGUCCUCUACGUGUCAAUACGUCACGGGAAAGACGUCUGCAAAGAGCUCCGAACCUGAGCCAAAGAAGCGCAAAGUUGAGGACCCGUUCUUGGCCGAGAUUCUUGCCAAUGAGCGUAACUUGAUUGACCACAACCGUGCUUUGAGAGGCGGAAAGCCCAUUGAUUUCUCCUCUGUGGCCAAAGAUUGCGAGAACAAAAUCAUUAGGCCACUCAAGCAGCAACAGCGGAAGCAAACAGCUGUUGUCAAAACUCCUUCCUCCGCGGACAGACACAAACGCAAGGACCCUAUCAUCAUUCUGUCACCUGCUGCGUCUGCCUUGAUGACCAUGGCUAACAUCAAGGACUUCCUAGAACUGGGAAAAUUUGUGGACCCCACUCAGGUUCAAGUAUCGUCCAACAACAUGCUGAUUCUGCAGCGCAAGAGCCAGCGGUUUGGUAAAGAAGUGAAGUUCCUGGUGGUGGACAAUGUGGAGAAGUUUUUCACGAAGCCAGAGUACUGGGACCGUGUUGUGGCAGUGUUCACAACCGGCCAGAAAUGGCAGUUCAAGAGCUUCAAGUACCCCGAUCCUAACGUUUUGUUCCAGAAAGUGAAGGGCUUCUACGUGCACUACGCUGGUGACACGGUGCCGGCUACGGUGAAGCAAUGGAACGUCCAGGUUGUGGAGAUUGACAGAAACAAACGUUUUAAGGACAGGCAGACGUCAGAGUUUGUUAUGGACUCUUUGGAGAAGUCCAUGUCGAGCAAGGGCUUUGGUAGGUAA